CUUUCGUACCAGCAAUGUAUCACGUCGAACUUCUUCCGAGCACGACAACUCACCUCACUCCGGGGUGGACCUACGUCCCUGACAGGGGCUUCGACCCAUCCAAAGCAGCGAUCACGCCCACCAUCGGCAGGAAACGAGGCAUUCGCGACCCCGGCAGCCGUGGAGACGUAUCAUCAAGACAGGCGAAUGCGAUCAUCCGACAUUUAGCAGAGCUCGAUCGGGAGAAUCACAGGGAUGUCCAUAUUCCGAUUCCCGUGAAACAAAAAGAUGCAGCUGGAAGAGGAACAAGGGGCAAGGUUACCUCGAAUGUGCGCCGUAUCCUUCAAUCGCAGAAAACCUUCCGAAACUAUCUCGACGACGAAGAAGCCGCGUUAGCGCAAGCAGCCCAGUCGACUACGACGCAGCGUCCUCCAGCCAACAAAGUAACAAAACCAUCAUCAUUACGAAGAAGUUCCACACCCGCCACAACGCCCAAACCUGAAUCCUCGCGUCAGAAGAAACCAUCUUCCACGGUACCCGCGUCUCAGAGGGCAUCGGCGACACCUGCAGAACCACCGAGCGCCGCUACCACAGAAGACACGGAGAAGGAGCUAACGAAGGAACCCGAGGACAAGCAAGCACUUAUCAAAACCGAGCACGACAAUGACCCCCUCCUAAAAUCAUUUAUCCCCUCUGCGCCGUCGGAGCGUAUCAUGCAGGCACUUCUUGCGGAGCCGCCAUUGACGUAUAAUGCUUCUCGCGCUGGUCCGCCAGUCACAAUAAAACCGCAGCGGUAUUUCUGCUGCGUGUGCGGUUAUUGGGGCAAGAUCCGCUGCAAGAACUGCCCUUCGCGGACCUGCGGCUUGGAUUGUUACAAACUUCAUGAGGACUCAAGAUGUGGGGCGUUCUAUUAGGCCAUUCAAUCGGAUAGGCUGAAAAAAAAAAAAUACCGGAUGGUCGUUUUUCGCGUCUAGAUCGUCAUAUUGGAAACACCAGACCGCUCUAUGGGAGAAGAUUACACUCGCCCGAAGCAGAUUCCGCUGUUCACAGCCCAAGGUAGACACCAAGGCAUACUCCCAUAACCUCGAGAGAGGGGCUCCACUUUGUGUUCGCGAGAUCAUGAAGUACACGGGCGCUAUUAUCUUAUAGCUGCAGUAUGAGCCAUGUGUCUAUUAUAUUCUUCCGAUAUAUUCCACUACAACUUGAUGAAGCACACAAGAAGCCUUCCUUCAGAUUCGGCGCCUAUCUAACGCUACUAAAGUUGUACGGGUUGAGUAGCUUGUUCGGCAGAAAGACGCUCCGAUGUAUAGGCUGAAGGAAAUAAAGCGUCCGUCUUCAUUCGAACAUAUUCGCGGGGCUCAAAUCCGGCGACUGCCUCAUGCAAGUUCGCACCCCUAACCAUGGGUACUGUCAAUUGAGGCACUCAGAGACGUCAGACCCAUAAAAAGCAGAUAGGAACCAUCUAUCCCAAGCUUAUGAAGUCCUCCGGAAUUGUAAACAAAGGACUAGGACGCAUUUCUAGACCCGGGUGUCGUUUCCCAAUAUCCAGCAAAUAGCGUGAAAAUACAGCGCUAAUAUCACUACCUCGAUGGAAGAAAGAUGUAUAGCUUUCGAUUUCUAUCAUACUAAAAUGUAUAUGCAUGUAUUUAUGUAAAUA
Messenger RNA from Aspergillus caelatus, 1636 nucleotides. Its product is annotated as putative HIT finger domain protein. The transcript has 2 exons. The coding region runs from base 15 to 893 and encodes 292 amino acids. Gene Ontology annotation, biological process: chromatin remodeling. Gene Ontology annotation, molecular function: nucleosome binding. The record is from RefSeq and is a predicted model, not a curated record. NCBI's taxonomy places the organism in Eukaryota, Fungi, Ascomycota, Eurotiomycetes, Eurotiales, Aspergillaceae. Gene Ontology annotation, cellular component: Swr1 complex.